CCCAGCCCACCAAAUCCGGCCAGCACGACGUCACCACCUCCAUCGUUUCCUCCGGCGGUGACACAACCGCUAGCUGCCUCUCCAUCUCCCUCUGCUGGCAACGGCGAGGCGCUGCCGCCAUGGUUCUGCCGCUUUCUCACCGUCAGUGGAAGACCGGCGAUUCAGCGCCGUUGCCCCAUUCACGAUGCUGCCGCCGCUGUCACCCGAUUUCCGCCGACAGGUGUUGCUGUUGCCGCUGCUGUCUGAGAUCGGUGGUCAAAACGCCUGCUGGAGGAACGCCGCCGCCGUUAGCUCGUCCGAAGUCGCCGCCAACUACCGCUGCUGUUUCGCCGGAGUCGCGGCCUGGAGCUGCUGCAGCUCAUUCGGUGGUCAGUGGCUCGUUGGAGGAGCGCCGCCGUCGGCCGCUGCUGUUGACAGCAAGAGCCCGGUAGCCGCCUCUCCCGGAGCCGCCGUCGCCGUGAGUCGCAGAGCUCCGACAGUCCACUACCCUCUCAAUCCAUUUAAUCGAUUCUCAAUCGGACAAGGCAAGGAGGAACUUAGGAAGAAACUGGAGAGGAUCAGGUCAAUCUUACCUCUCGAAUCUUGCAGCAAUUAUGACAACUUCCUCAAGCUGUUGAUGCGUAAAGAGAGAAGGAUUUGGUGGGUGAUAUAAUAAGGAGUGAAGUU
This is a messenger RNA of Salvia miltiorrhiza (redroot sage), 666 nucleotides long. RefSeq lists its product as uncharacterized. Bases 185 to 652 code for a protein of 155 amino acids. The record is from RefSeq and is a predicted model, not a curated record. The transcript is spliced from 2 exons. NCBI's taxonomy places the organism in Eukaryota, Viridiplantae, Streptophyta, Magnoliopsida, Lamiales, Lamiaceae.